Messenger RNA from Cyprinodon variegatus (sheepshead minnow), 2465 nucleotides. RefSeq names its product syncoilin, intermediate filament protein (gene sync). Bases 196 to 2289 code for a protein of 697 amino acids. Gene Ontology annotation, cellular component: intermediate filament. The transcript is spliced from 6 exons. NCBI's taxonomy places the organism in Eukaryota, Metazoa, Chordata, Actinopteri, Cyprinodontiformes, Cyprinodontidae. The record is from RefSeq and is a predicted model, not a curated record.
CCCCUUCUCCUGCUCAGUCUCCAAAAGCUCAGCUUGCUUUUGUCAUCUUAACCACAACUUAUUCAAACUCCUUCCAUAUAUUCAACAUCACUCGGGACUCAACCCACUGAAAGAUAAUCUUCGAUAUAUGCUGACUAAUGCUGCAGAUCUAAGGGAGUUACCAACACCAGAACUGGGUACAUCCUAUCCUAGCCAAUGGAGGACCAAGAGGAAGACAUCUCCACCACCGGUGUAGGGCCACUUUUCAUCAGAGAAGAAAAAGCGGACACAGAUAGAACCAUUGUGGAACAGAGUGAUGGCAACCAAAACCCCACAGCGCAAAGCUUCACUGGAAAACCACUUAAUCAAACAGCUCUGUCAGAGCCAUACCUUCAGGAGAUGGAUGUCUUACUGAAAAGCUGUGAGAAGCUUACAGGUAUUCCUUUUAGAUCACGCCACAUUGAGGGUUACUCUGAAACGAGUCUGAGUAAGUCCGGUUGCAUAAAAGGCAAAGAGAAGGCCAGAACAGAAACCCAUGAAGAAGCAUGUAUGUCUACCCAAGCUAGUCGUUCCUCUUGCUACAUCGACACACAAAUGGAUGCGACUGAAACAGAAGAUGAACUAGCAGAAAGCCAAAACCUUGGCACAGUCAUCCACAAGCCUGGGAGUUCUUGCCACUCAGAUAUGCCGCUUUCCUCGGCAGGCAGCGAGCUGAGCGCCAGCAUGUUGGAGUAUGAGGACCAGCUGUUGAGGAUGUUGGCCAUGCUGGAAAGCUGCAUGGAAGAGACUGGCAUGGACUUUGAGUCACAAGAACAGACUACGGAUGCAUGUCAUGAAUAUAUGCACAUCAAAAAUACUCCUUAUCAUUACACGGACAAAGCAUUGACUCAGGAUGCACUCGAGAGCCCAGCAAUGCCACCCAUGCAUAAUGGUUCUAAUGUGGAAGGAGAUAAAGCUUCAGAAGAUGGUGGGAUUGAAGAAGCAAUGGACUCAGCAGGAAAAGAAAACUCACAAAAUAAUAUGGUUGAUUAUUUAAAACAGCGACCAGAAGGUCAUCUUGUAGUAGGACAUGAUGUCCAGAACCCUGACCUUAUGAUUUCAGAGCUGGAAAAGGCAGAGGAUCAAUCACAUAAAGAACCAAUGACAUGUGAGGGAAUAAACAUAGGGCAUAUACCUAAUGAAGCACCAGAAAAUAUGGCAGACACUGCAGGGAUACGCACAGAUGACGUUAGUUUAGCAGCUGAAGGGAAACCUGUAUCAAAAGCAGACCUUGAGUCAGACAUGACCAAACUAAGUUCUCAGAUGGACGACUGCAUAGAGGAGGUGCAGCGGUUAGAGAAAAGGAGAAAAGAGCUUCUGCUGGAGGUGCUGCAGCUGAGAGGACCGAAGCUCAAGGACGAUGUGGAAAGGGGAGGCAAGGAUGAAGAGGAGAUGGAGGAGUGGGUAGACACCACAGCCUUGGAGCUGAUCACAGUUCUUAAGAAGGAAGAAGAGGCGAGGCGAGAGGAGAGAAAGAAGGAGAUUCACAGCCUGAGGGAGGAGAGGGCAGAUGAAGAGAGGAAAACAUGGAAGGUGAACUUGGAGAGACAAGGACUACAAGAUGAGCUUAGAAGGCUGAGGAGGAGGCUGUUUGCAGCAGUAAGGGACUGUGCCCAGAGUCAAGCCACCCUAAAUAAUCAGCGCUGUGAUUUUGAGUUACUGAGGACAGAAGAGGAGAAGCUAAACUCUCUGGUUCUGCAGCUGGCAGAUGAGAGCUGCCAACUCAGAUCAGCACAUCAGGAACAGCUAUUGGAGCUAAAUGCAAAGCUUCACCACCAAACCCCCGGAGAGACAGCCAACGCCCAGGAGGAGCUGACCGAGUGUAGGAAGAAUUCCUGCGGGGAUGUUCAGCAAUAUGUGCAGGGUGGAUUAAAAGCACUGGAGGACAGGUAUGAACCCAUUUUGGUUGCACUGCUGAAAAGGAAAGAGGCAACGGCCGAUGCACUGACGAAAUCCAAAAAUCAGUCCCAUGAGCUGAAGGUCCAGCUGAAACCUCUGAAGGACGAGAUUCAGAAACUGGAACUGGAGAGGACUUGUUUAGAGGAGAGACUUAAACUGACCCACAUACAGAGGCAGGAAGAUGCAAGUCGCUACAAGGAAGCUAUACAUUUUCUGGAGGAGAGCAUCCGUGAGCUGAGAACAGAGUUAGAGGUUCAGAAGAGAAAAACCAAGGAUAUGGAAGAAAUGAGAGAAAGCCUCACCAAGCAACUUCUGCUUUACAGGAUUGCCUCUGAGGACCACAACAGCUGUGAUCAGCAAGAUAAGACAUGAUCACGCCUUUCUUCUCAGUUGAAAAACAGCCUUGUUAUGAAUAUGUGUUUUGAUUUUUUUUUUUUAUUAUCUACAGAAAACAGUCAGCUCCAAAGAUUUCAAAAAUGCACUUUACCCGAUUUGUUUGUCUGUAACGUAGGCUGCACGAUGUAGAAAGGUUUCUGUUGCAAAUAAAG